CCGAUCCCAAUCGAGGAGGGAAUCUCCUUACGGUGGAGAAAAGAAGAGUCGAGAGUGGUGUUCCUGCGGAGGGGUUUAAGGGUUUUUGGAGCUUCGUGAGCGGCGUUAAUGGCGGAGCACGCGGAGGAGCCGACCCCGGUAGCGCCGGAGACGCCCUCGGAGAAGAUCGUGGAGGAGUUCCACGACCAGGAUUCGUCCGCGUCAUUUUCGGACCCCGACGACGACGACGACGACGAUAAGAAAUCCAAGCCGUCCACUGCCCCCGCCAAGCCGAAGAUCUUCCGUCUCUUCGGAAGGGAGAAACCCGUCCACAAAGUCCUCGGCGGCGGUAAACCGGCUGAUGUGUUUCUUUGGAGGGACAAGAAAAUCUCCGGUGGAGUGCUCGGCGGCGCAACUGCCAUCUGGGUUUUGUUUGAAUUGCUCGACUACCAUCUCCUGCUGCUGGUCUGCCGCUGCCUCAUUCUCUCGUUGGUCAUCUUGUUCCUUUGGUCCAAUGCCUCCACCUUCAUCAACAAGACGCCACCUCGGAUCCCUACGGUGAGAAUUCCUGAAGAUGCGGUUGUCAAUACUGCACGCGCUCUCUGCUACGAGAUGAAUCGGGGGUUUACCGUGCUUCGGGAAAUCGCAUUAGGACGGGACUUAAAGAAGUUUCUUGCUGUGGUUGCUGGGCUUUGGUUUCUUUCGGUGCUUGGGAGCUGCUGCGAUUUCUUGACCUUAUUCUACAUCGUGUUUGUGAUGCUUCACACGGUGCCGGUUUUGUACGAGAAGUAUGAAGACAAGGUGGAUUCCUUUGCAGAAAAGGCAAUUGCAGAGAUCAAGCAGCAGUAUGCGGUUUUCGACGCCAAGGUUCUAAGUAUGAUCCCUCGUGCCCCAGCGAAGAAUAAGAAGCACUUGUAAACAAAAACAGAAGCGCUUCUGCAGCUGUUGUAGUAGGUCUUGAAGGAGAAAUUGUUGGUUUGCUUGUUGUGGGGCUCAUUUUGGCGAGUCGUUUUACUACUUUGGUGGCUGGGUGCGCUUUGUUAUCCUUGUGUGCUGCAUUGUUUUGUUUUCUUUCAGUUUGAACUUUAGUUUUGUUGUGAACAAUUUUUGGACAUAGUUUUGUUGUAUUUUGUAUUUUAUGUGAUUGGAAGUACCAAAAUUUAGGGCAGUAAA
This is a messenger RNA of Ananas comosus (pineapple), 1152 nucleotides long. RefSeq names its product reticulon-like protein B1. The record is from RefSeq and is a predicted model, not a curated record. Lineage: Eukaryota; Viridiplantae; Streptophyta; Magnoliopsida; Poales; Bromeliaceae. Bases 109 to 897 code for a protein of 262 amino acids. The transcript has 5 exons.